Molecule: messenger RNA, 537 nt
Organism: Brenthis ino (lesser marbled fritillary)
Lineage: Eukaryota; Metazoa; Arthropoda; Insecta; Lepidoptera; Nymphalidae
Source: the annotation of a GenBank genome assembly
AUGUUAAUUGCUGUUGUAGUGGCAUUCUUUGUGUGUUGGGCGCCUUUCCACGCUCAGCGCCUUGUGGCUAUUUAUGGGACGUCGGAGAAUCACCUUGCGAAGUCACCGAUACUCCUCUCAGUCUAUUACUUUCUGACGUACACGUCUGGUGUAUUUUACUACAUGUCUACAUGUAUUAAUCCGGUUUUUUACCACAUCAUGUCGUACAAGUUCAGAGAUGCUUUCAAGAAUACGAUGGCGCAAUGGUUUUGCCGCAAUUCCAACAGUGCAUUGAAGCCACGCUGCUCCUACACUACGAUGCCUAUUUCACGACAAAAGACACCCAGCGGAUUGCAUUCAGAACACGUAACGCAGAGAGAUAAAGACUGGAAGCUAACUUACAAGAGGUCUGAAAGAGAAAAAUCGACUUCACCUCGAGUGUGGAAAAUUUGUGAGAGGUGCAAAAGGACAAUGAAAGCACCUGACUUAACGUAUGACAAUAUUUGUUCUCACAAGUUACAAACUAAUUUAAACGUCGGAAAUUGCAUAAAUAAUCGA